AGGUUGGUCAAAAACGAUUGAAAAAAGAAAUGCAAAAUCCUUGAAACAGAUAAUAAUUAAAAUAGCAUUCCAGAAAAUUCCUUUUUUUUGUCACUUUAAUUACCAACCUCAUACUUUCAACUUUGGUUUUUACGUUUUCCAACAAGUUUGAUCAGUUUCUCAAUUUUGUUGUCUAAAAAACAUCACCAUCUUGGCUUUUUUUUCCCAGCAACCCUUUUAUCAUUAUUACACAAAUGAUGGGGUUAGUUUUUUUCUAGCAUUUUCUUGAUUAUUUAUUAAGGUUAUUAUUAUCAAGAAGGUGGUGAUUUGAUCUGAUCAAGAAUGGGUUCCAGCUGAAUUUUUAUUGGGUUUAUCCUAAGAAAACCUAAUAGAAAUUCAGUGUUUCUCUUGUUGAAAAAGGUGCAACAAUAUUGUUAGGUCUUUCUUGUAUUGAAGGAUUUGCAACUCAUAAAAGGUAAAUGGAUCAAUUCAGGCAGAUUGGUGAAGUAGUUGGGAGCUUGAAAGCUCUAAUGGUGCUGAAAAAUGAUAUUCAAAUCAAUCAAAGGCAAUGUUGUUUUCUACAUGAUAUGUUUGUUCAAGCUUUUGAUGUCAUUUCUGAAGAAAUCAAACAUAAUUUAAGGUUAAAUGAGAGGAAUACAAAGUGGAAAGCUCUUGAGCAACCAAUGAAAGAGCUUCAUAGGAUCUUCAAAGAAGGCGAAUUGUAUAUAAAGUACUGUUUGGAUGUGAAAGAUUUGUGGGGAAAAGCUAUAAGUCUCCAUAUGAACAGAGAAUGUGUUGAGUUUCACAUUCAUAACUUGCUUUGUUGUUUCCCUGUUGUUAUUGAAGCCAUUGAGACUGCUGCAGAAAUAUCAGGAUUCGACGAGGAAGAAAUGAUGAACAGGAGAGGCGCGCUUAUGAAGAAAUACGAUAGGGAAUUGAUCGAUCCUAGGUUUUUCCAGUGGAUGUUUGGGAAGCAGUACUUAGUCACUCGCGAAAUAUGCAGCCGGUUGCAGAGUUCUUGGAAAGAGGAUAAAUGGUUGCUUAUCGAAACGAUAAGGCAAAAGAAAACAGAAACUUUGUUGAAGUAUGAACAAAGGCUUGGAGACUUAUUGCUAUGGAAAUUAGAUGGUGUUGAACCAAUUAACAAAAUACUAUUACCUAGUUCAAUCUUAGUCGGAUCAAACGAUUACAAUGUGAAGAGGCGUUUAGGGUCGUGGGGAGGACAUGUUAAGGAGAUACAAUGGUUAGGAGAAAAUUUUGCUCUAAGGAACUUUUUCGGAGAGGUUGAACCGUUGCAUGACGAGAUUUCUCUCGUAUUUUCGCUAUCUCACCCCAACAUUUUACAAUAUCAUUGUGGUUUUUAUGAUGAAGAAAGGAAAGAAGGGUACCUUGUUAUGGAGCUGAUGAACGAUACUCUUGCGAUGUACAUAAAAGAGCAUUCAGGUCAGAGGAAGAGACCGCCUUUUUCAACGUCUGCUGCGGUUGAUAUUAUGCUUCAGAUUGCAAAAGGGAUGGAGUACCUGCACUCGAGAAAGAUCUAUCACGGAGAAUUGAACCCGUCUCAUGUCCUCCUUAAAGCAAGGACAGAGAGCUAUUUUCACGCGAAACUCAAAGGCUUUGGCUUAACUUCCAUCAAAAGUACUUACAAAACAGCCAACCAAAAUCCAGCUGAUUCCAUCAUAUGGUAUGCCCCGGAAGUACUCGCUGAACAAGAAAAGCCGGGAAGCAAAUGUGCCUACAAGUACACAGAGAAAGCCGAUGUCUAUAGCUUCGGGAUGAUUUGCUUUCAAAUUUUAACAGGGAAAGUUCCGUUUGAUGAAGGACAUUUGCAAGGGGAGAAAGUUGUGCGAAAUAUCAGAGCGGGAGAAAGGCCACUUUUCCCGUAUCCUUCGCCUAAAUACCUCGUGAACUUAACGAGAAGAUGCUGGCACACGAACCCAAAUCUUCGCCCACGUUUCUCAUCGCUAUGCAGGAUUUUACGUUAUAUUAAGAAGGUCCUCGUCAUAAAUCCGGAACAUGGCCAGCCUGAAACUGCCCCUCCACUUGUGGACUAUUGCGAUAUUGAGGCUGGCUACUUGAAGAAAUUUGGUGAAGAGGAGAGCACGAGUUUGACCCCGGUAUCACAGAUUCCUUUUCAGAUGUUUGCUUACCGGCUCAUUGAGAAAGAGAAGAUUUAUGGAAAGAACUGGGACCCAUCAAAUUACGCUUUUUCUUCGGUCCAUAGGCGAGCGUCCAUGCAGAGUGACGACGGGCAACUGGCUGCGAUGGACGAUCUCUAUUUCUUGUACCAAGCGAUGGAAGGUCUGUUUGCUCGGAGAUAAUUGAC
Lycium ferocissimum is the source of this 2305-nucleotide messenger RNA. RefSeq lists its product as uncharacterized. Gene Ontology annotation, biological process: signal transduction; protein phosphorylation. The coding region runs from base 459 to 2300 and encodes 613 amino acids. Gene Ontology annotation, molecular function: ATP binding; protein kinase activity. Lineage: Eukaryota; Viridiplantae; Streptophyta; Magnoliopsida; Solanales; Solanaceae. The record is from RefSeq and is a predicted model, not a curated record. Gene Ontology annotation, cellular component: cytoplasm. The transcript is spliced from 3 exons.